AUGGCUUCUGAAUCUGAAACCUUGAAUCCCAGUGCUCGAAUAAUGACCUUCUACCCGACUAUGGAGGAGUUCCGAAACUUCAGUCGUUACAUUGCUUAUAUUGAAUCCCAAGGAGCUCAUCGGGCUGGACUGGCUAAGGUUGUUCCUCCAAAGGAGUGGAAGCCACGAGCCUCCUAUGAUGAUAUUGAUGACCUGGUUAUUCCUGCCCCCAUCCAGCAGCUGGUGACGGGGCAGUCUGGCCUCUUUACUCAGUACAACAUACAGAAGAAAGCCAUGACUGUGCGAGAGUUCCGCAAGAUAGCCAACAGUGAUAAGUACUGUACCCCACGCUAUAGUGAAUUUGAAGAGCUUGAACGAAAAUACUGGAAAAAUCUCACGUUCAAUCCCCCAAUCUAUGGUGCAGAUGUGAAUGGCACUCUCUAUGAAAAGCAUGUAGAUGAGUGGAACAUUGGCCGGCUGAGAACCAUCCUGGACCUGGUGGAAAAGGAGAGUGGGAUCACCAUCGAGGGUGUGAAUACCCCGUACCUGUACUUCGGCAUGUGGAAGACAUCCUUCGCCUGGCACACAGAAGACAUGGACCUGUACAGCAUCAAUUACCUGCACUUCGGGGAGCCCAAGUCCUGGUACUCCGUCCCGCCCGAGCACGGAAAACGGCUGGAGCGCCUGGCCAAAGGCUUUUUCCCAGGCAGUGCUCAAAGCUGUGAGGCUUUUCUCCGCCAUAAGAUGACCUUGAUUUCUCCUUUAAUGCUGAAGAAAUAUGGAAUUCCCUUUGACAAGGUGACUCAGGAAGCUGGAGAAUUUAUGAUCACUUUCCCUUACGGCUACCAUGCUGGCUUUAACCAUGGCUUCAACUGUGCCGAGUCCACCAACUUUGCCACCCGGCGUUGGAUCGAGUAUGGCAAACAAGCUGUGCUGUGCUCCUGCAGGAAGGACAUGGUGAAGAUCUCCAUGGACGUGUUUGUGAGGAAGUUCCAGCCAGAAAAGUACAAGCUCUGGAAAGCUGGGAAGGACAGCACCGUCAUCGACCACACUCUGCCCACGCCAGAAGCAGCCGAGUUUCUUAAGGAGAGUGAACUGGCCCUGAGAGCCCGGAAGGAGGAGGAGUGCCCAGAGGAGGAGGACACGGAGGGGGUGGAGGAUGGAGAGGAGGGCGACCUGAAGAGGAGCCUGGCCAAGCACCGGAUCGGGACAAAGAGGCACCGCAUUUGUCUUGAAAUCCCGCAGGAGGUGAGUCAGAGCGAGCUCUUCCCCAAGGAGGAGCUGGUCUCCGGACAGUACGACAUGGUGGAGUGCCAGGCCGCCCUCGCUCCCGUGAGGCCCACCCACAGCUCCGUGCGCCAGGUUGAGGACAGCCUCAGCUUCCCAGAUUAUUCUGACUCCACUGAAGUCAAAUUUGAAGAGCUUAAAAAUGUCAAGCUGGAAGAGGAGGAUGAGGACGAGGAAGAGGAGCACGAAGCAGCCGCCUUGGACCUUUCUGUGAACCCAGCUUCUUUCGGGGGACGCCUCGUCUUCUCAGGCUCCAAAAAGAAAUCGUCUUCCAGCCUGGGCUCCGGUUCUUCACAGGAUUCUGUCUCUUCUGAUUCCGAAACCAGUGAGCCUCUGUCCUGCCAAGCCCAGGGGCAGACAGGUGUCCUCACAGUGCACAGCUAUGCCAAGGGGGACGGCAGGGUCACCUCGGGAGAGCCGUGCGCCAGGAAGAAAGGGGGCACCACCCGGAGCAUCAGUGAGAGGGAACUGGCCGAGGUUGCAGAUGAAUAUAUGUUUUCCCUGGAAGAGAGUAAGAAGUCCAAGGGCCGCCGUCAGCCCUUAAGCAAGCUCCCCCGCCACCACCCGCUCGUGUUGCAGGACUGCGUCAGCGAUGAUGAGCUAUCAGAACAGCUGACCCCCGAGGAGGAGGCUGAGGAGACAGAGGCCUGGGCCAAGCCCCUGAGCCAGCUCUGGCAGAACCGACCUCCAAAUUUUGAGGCUGAGAAAGAGUUCAACGAGGCCAUGGCCCAGCAGGCCCCUCACUGCGCCGUCUGCAUGAUCUUUCAGACUUACCAUCAGGUGGAGUUUGGAGGUUUUAGUCAGAGCUGCGGCAGCGCUCCAGAUUUGGCCCCCCAGACGCAGAGGACCAAGCCAUUGAUUCCAGAAAUGUGCUUCACCUCGACUGGCUGCAGCACGGACAUCAACCUGUCCACCCCUUACCUGGAGGAGGACGGCACCAGCCUUCUGGUGUCCUGCAAGAAGUGCAGUGUCCGGGUCCACGCCAGUUGCUACGGGGUACCCCCUGCAAAGGCUUCUGAAGACUGGAUGUGUUCUCGGUGUUCAGCCAAUGCCCUGGAAGAGGACUGCUGUUUGUGCUCGUUACGAGGAGGAGCCCUGCAGAGAGCCAACGACGACAGAUGGGUCCAUGUCUCUUGUGCGGUGGCGAUUCUGGAAGCAAGAUUUGUCAACAUUGCAGAAAGAAGCCCAGUGGAUGUGAGCAAAAUUCCCCUGCCCCGCUUCAAACUGAAAUGUGUCUUCUGUAAGAAACGGAGGAAAAGAACUGCUGGCUGCUGUGUGCAGUGUUCUCACGGCCGUUGCCCAACUGCCUUCCACGUGAGCUGCGCUCAGGCUGCAGGUGUGAUGAUGCAGCCAGAUGACUGGCCUUUCGUUGUCUUCAUCACCUGCUUCCGGCACAAGAUCCCUAAUUUGGAGCGUGCCAAGGGGGCCUUGCAGAGCAUCACUGCAGGCCAGAAGGUCAUUAGCAAGCACAAGAACGGGCGCUUCUACCAGUGUGAGGUGGUAAGGCUCACCACUGAGACCUUCUACGAAGUCAACUUUGAUGACGGCUCCUUCAGCGACAAUCUCUAUCCUGAGGACAUAGUGAGUCAGGACUGUCUCCAGCUGGGUCCUCCUGCUGAAGGGGAAGUAGUCCAGGUGAGAUGGACAGAUGGCCAAGUCUAUGGAGCCAAGUUUGUGGCCUCCCACCCCAUCCAGAUGUACCAGGUGGAGUUUGAGGAUGGCUCACAGCUUGUGGUUAAGAGAGAUGACGUGUACACGCUGGAUGAAGAGCUUCCCAAGAGAGUCAAGUCUAGACUGUCAGUAGCCUCAGACAUGCGCUUCAAUGAGAUUUUCACGGAGAAAGAGGUUAAGCAGGAGAAGAAACGACAACGAGUUAUCAACUCAAGGUACCGGGAAGAUUACAUCGAGCCUGCACUAUACCGGGCCAUCAUGGAGUAG
Molecule: messenger RNA, 3204 nt
Organism: Rangifer tarandus platyrhynchus (Svalbard reindeer)
Lineage: Eukaryota; Metazoa; Chordata; Mammalia; Artiodactyla; Cervidae
Source: the annotation of a GenBank genome assembly